This is a messenger RNA of Cheilinus undulatus (humphead wrasse), 2903 nucleotides long. RefSeq names its product S-antigen protein-like. The transcript has 4 exons. The record is from RefSeq and is a predicted model, not a curated record. The coding region runs from base 1 to 945 and encodes 314 amino acids. NCBI's taxonomy places the organism in Eukaryota, Metazoa, Chordata, Actinopteri, Labriformes, Labridae.
AUGGUGGACCUGAAGGACAAGGGGGUGAUGGUGGACCUGAAGGACAAGGGGACUAGAGGGGAUGGUGGACCUGAAGGACUAGUGGGUGAUAGUGGACCUGAAAAACAAGGGUGUGAUGGUGGACCUGAAGGACUAGGGGGUGAUGGUGGACCUGGAGGACUAGGGGAAGAUAAUGGACCUGGAGGACUAGGGGGUCAUGGUGGACCUGAAGAACUAGUAGGUGAUAGUGGACCUGAAGGACAAGGGGGUAAUAGUGGACCUGGAGGACAAGAGGGUGUUAGUGGACCUAAAAGACUAGGGGGUGAUGGUGGACCUGAAGGACUAGUGGGUGAUAGUGGACCUGACAAGGGCGUAAUAGUGGACCUGGAGGACAAGAGGGUAAUAGUGGACCUGGAGGACAAGGGGGUAAUAGUGGACCUGGAGGACAAGAGGGUGAUGGUGGACCUGGAGGAUAAGAGUGUGAUGUGGACCUGGAGGAGAGGGGGUGAUAAUAGACCUGGGGGACAACAGGGUUAUAGCGGACCUAGAGGAGUAGGGGGUGGUAAUAGACCUGGGGGACAACAGGGUAAUUGUGGACCUGGAGGAGUAGGGGGUGAUAAUAGACCUGGAGGAAAACAGGGUGAUGGUGGACCUGGAGGAGUAGGGGGUGAUAAUGGACCUGGGGGACAACAGGGGGACAGUGGACCUGGAGAAGUAGGGGACGAUAAUAGACCUGGAGGACAACAGGGUGAUGGUGGACCUGGAGGAGUAGGGGGUGAUAAUAGACCUGGAGGAAAACAGGGUGAUGGAGGACCUGGAGGAGUAGGGGGUGAUAAUGGACUUGGAGGACAACAGGGGGACAGUGGACCUGGAGGAGUAGGGGGUGAUAAUAGACCUGGAGUACAACGGGUGAAAUUGGUCCUGGAGGACGGGGGGAUAUGGUGGGCCAGGAGGAUUAGAGGGUAAUGGUGGACCUUGAGGACUAGGAGGAAGUGGCAGGAAGACAAUGGUGUGAUAGUGGACCUAACGGACUCGGAGGAUAUGGUGGACCUGGUAUUCAUGGUGUGAUAGUGGACCUUGAGGACUAGGGGUAAAUGGUGAAUCUGAGGACUUGGAGAUGAUAGUGGUGCCGAAAAAACUGGAGGGGAAUGUUGGACCUGGAGAACAACAGGGGGAAAUUGGUCCAGGAGGACUAGUGGAUGAUAGUGGACCUGGAAGAUAAAGAGGUGAUAUUGGACCCAAAAGGACAAGAGGGUAAUAGUGGAACUGGAGGAAAAUGGUGUGAUUGUGGACCUGGAGGACUAGGGGGAUAUGGUGGGCCUAAUGACUAGGGGGCUAUAGUGAACCUAAGUACCAGGUCCCCUUGUCCUCCUGGUCCACUAUUACCCCCUAGUCCUUCAGGUCCAUUAUUACUUCGUUGUCUUACAAUUUCACUUUCACCCCUUUGUCAUCCUAUGUCCAACAUCCCCCUCUAGCCCUUUUGGGUCCACCAUCAUCCCCUAGUCCUUCAGGUCCACUACCUUGUUCUUUUGGGUCAUUAUCCCAUAAGUCUCCAGUUCCAUUAUCAACUUUAUGUCCACAAGACCACUAAAACCAUGACAUGGACCUUAAGGACAACGGGUGAUAGCAGACCUGGAGGACGAAGGACAAACGGAUGGUCUGGAGCACUAGGUUGUGAUAGUGGACCAGGAGGACUAGGGGGAAAUGGUUGACCUGCAGGACAGCGGGGUGAAAUUGGUCCUGGAUGACUAGGGGGUAAAAGUGGACCCAAAAGGACUACAGGGGGAUGUUCGUCCCAAAAGGACUAGGGGGUGAUAACUGACAUCAAGGACAAUGAAAGUGAUAGUGGACUUGGAGGACAACGGGUUGAAUGUGGACCUGGAGGACUAGGGGUUGAUGGUGGAAAUGGAGGAGUAGAGGGUGGAAGAGACCCUGGAAGAUUAGGGGCUGAUUUGGGCCCUUUAGGGGAUGAUAGUGAACCUGCAGGACAAGGUGCUGAUAGUGGACCUGAAUGACUAGGCAAAGAAAGUGGACCUGAGGACAUAAAGGUGAUUGUGGGCCUGGAGGUCAACAGGGUUACAGUGUACCUUGGGGACAACAGGGUGAUAGUGGACCUGGAGAAACAGGGGGUAUUGGUUGACCUGGAGACAAAGGGUUUGUUAGAGGACUUGGUGGACCAGAAGAGAUAGUAGACUUGGAGGACUAGGGAGUAAUGGUGGACCCAAAGAACUCAGUGGUGAUAGUGCACCUGGAGGACUAGGUGGUGAUAGUGGACCUGGAAACAAAGGGGGUGAUAGAGGACCUGGAGGUCUAGGGGGAGAUAGUAGACCUGGAGGACUAGGGGGUAAUGGUGGACCAAGAGGACUAGGUGGUGAUAGUGGACCUGGAGGACUGGGGGGUAAUGGUGGACCGAGAGGACUAGGUGGUGAUUGUGGACCUGGAGGACUAGGGGGAGAUAGUACACCUGUGGGACUUUUCCAUUACAUGGCGCGGCGCAGCUUGACUCAGCACGGCUGCCCAGUGCAGCAGGGGGUUGGCUUUUCCACCACAACUAAGCUACCCCGUUUGAGGGCGUGUCUAGAGCUGAUGGCGCAGUGUUCAGGGCCUCCCAGAUCUCGCUACACUUAUUGGUCUGAAUGGCUUUACAUGGUUUUAAAGCAAAAAACUUAAACUAUGACAGCGCUGCAAGCUGCUCUUUUUACAUUCCCUCUCCCAGUCUGUCUUUUCCUCUCUCUCUGUCCAAGAUCAGUAAACAAACAAUAGUUCCAGUGAUCAUCAAAGGAGACAAUUUUCCUGUUUAAGUUAAAGAACAGUCUCCUUAUUACUGAUCUGUUGGCCUCUAAAGAGCAGAAAAUGAACACAAUCAUAUUUUUGGAUUGGGCAGUGAGAACGGCAUGUUUUACUAGCGCCAGUUAAUGAAUUAA